AUGGAGUUGGGCAGUUCUAGUUUCACACCAUCGGUGAUCGAAAACCUGCCAGAGGCUCAAGCAGCAACCGGGGAGACAUUCAUGGCGGCUCAACUCCCAGACAUAGGCACGCGGGCCACAGAUCCCAUCUCGGAGGCUCACUCUCUAGUGGCCCAGCUGUAUGCGCCGGCAAAUCAAAGAAAUCCGACCCGGAUCAAUGACAUUCAAACACGUCUUCAACAGCUCCAAAGAGGCGACCAUGCCUGGCAAAUUGCCGAUGCACUGUUGAGAGAGCCCGACGCCCACCAUCGUUUCAUGGGGGCGCUGACGUUCACAGUAAAAGUGAACGUCUCGAGUCACGAAAUCGAUGGGGCGAUGAGCCUUCAGGUCAUGGAGCAUCUCAUCAACCAUUUCGUCACCAUUGUGAAGGAAAGCGAGCAGGCCAUGGUGGUCAGGAAGCUUGCAUCCAGCCUGGUGACCCUCUUCAAGCAUUCGGCGUGUCCGUGCGAACGAGUGCUGUGGCAAGUGGCUGCCAGCUUGGCCCAUGGCCGGUUCGUCUCCGAACAGCAGGCCCAAACAGUCGACUUCUCGACUGGCGUGCUGCCCAGCCUCGACACUCAGAAAGUCACAGCCUUGCUGUUCUUUUCGGUCACACUAGCCGAGACUACACUACGGCUCGAGGACGAGCCCUACGAACUAGUGGGAUCGGCUCUUCAACGAGCUGGCACGAACACCCAGGAUGGCUUGCUGUUGGUGCAAUACAUCCUACCGCAGAUAUCCUACCAGUCUAACGUAGUUCUGGACGAGCAGGUUCAUCGGACCCUGGGGAGUGAGGUCAUGAACUCUUGGAAAGCCUGGUCAGGUGUUACGACAACCCGUUCUCAGGCAGACGGAGACAGUAUCCAUAACCUGGUUGUUUCUUGUGGACGUGAAAUCAUGCAGACUCUGAGAGUUCCAAUCUUGAGCGAGUUCGCAGCUUCGACCCUCAUUCACGUGUUUGAAAGCCGUCGUUCCGCUUUUGAUGAGAGCUCCCUUUGGGUCCUUUCGCAGGUACUCUCUCACUCGGUCGUGACAGCGCACGUUGUAGCCGUCAUCAAGGGUGAAGAAGGCUCGGAGGGUAUGACUUUUGUCGACCUCUUGGUGGCGUACCUAUCGCAUCUUCGGUUGCAAAUCUUUCGCGACCCCAUGAAGCCGGCGGAUGCCAAAAUCCUCGCCAUCGCGCGUGACAUCUUCAAAACUCCAGGCUAUGCGGUUAUCGACGACCCAGCCACCCCUCGCGUGCUUGAAUUUUGGAAUGAGAUUGCCGAGUGUGUGCUUGAUGAGUUGGAGGAGAAUGACCCCGCAUGGCAAAUGAUCAAAACGCACUUGGCACAGGUUGUGCUUAGCCUGUUCAGCAAGCUUUUAUAUCCAACAUCGGAGGACCUUUCCGACUGGAGCGAUGAGGAGCGCAGCGAAUUCAAUGCGUUCCGCUACGAGGCUUGCGAUUAUCUACUAUCGGCCUAUCCAGUCCUCGGCGUCGAGUUAGUGCGUGUGUUCCAAGAAAGUGCAACAUCCAACCUCCAAAAUGGUGACUGGCGUGGGUUUGAGGCUGCCAUGUUCUGUAUCGCUCAGCUUUCCGAGGCUGUUGAUGAGAAUGGACAUGCCGACCAAUGCCUAGAUGCCAUCUUUGGCAGCGAUGCCUUCUCACAACUCUGCGCCGGUGGAAAGGCAGGCAUACCCCUAAAAGCGCGCCAGACCCUCGUGGACACCUUUGGCAAGUAUGAAUCAUACUUUGAACGACACAAUUCCUUGCUCCCGAGUGUCCUGAACAUUCUCUUUGAAUCUCUGAACUUUGAGCCGUGCGCCCAAGCGGCGUCACGGUCUAUACUCACCCUUUCUAAGACGUGCUCUCGCGUCUUGACGUCGGAGCUACCUGUCUUCCUCGACCAGCUAGACCAGUUUCGUACCGGGCCAACCGCAACCUCGUCCACAAUGCCCAAGGUUCUCGAGGGGAUUGCCACUAUCAUACAGAAGCUGUCCAUGGACGAGGAGAAAGUGCAAACCCUGGAAAGGAUUCUGGGCUUCUUUGUCCAAGAGGCCGCACAGGCGCGACAAGAGGCGGCCAACUCAGCAUUUGAUCUCGCUCGCUCACAUGGCCACCUAGUGUUGAGCUGCAUCGCUAGUAUCGGAAAGGGGCUGCGAGCAGAUGCCGACGAAGUUAUCAACGUUGACGCCGCACCAGAACCAAACCCCUAUCCCCCUUCCUUUUGGAACACAGGCCCGGGGUCGCAGGCCCAGCAGUUCAUUAUGGAGUCCAUGCGACUGCUUAUCGUGGAUUUCCCAGUCGACAGUAACAUGAUCGAUUCCGCGUGCGACAUCCUCAAGGCUGGCUACACCGAGUCAUCGGGACUUUUUGUUUUCCCCCCGUCCAUGACUGUCGACUUUAUCAAAAGUUUCCCACUUGGUAUCUCCGGCACGGAUGUCAUUAUGGCAACUGCAUCUUCAUUCCUGGCGUCCCAUUCAUCUCAUUUUAUGCAGAUCCGGGACGAAGCGGUGGCAUUGAUCGUUCAUGUUGCCCAGCUAUUUUCCUCGAUGCUUGACAACGAAGAGCUGUACGACCCCGAGACCGCCAACGCGGGGAUUGAUUUCCUCGCCCGUCUGAUGCCCAAAUACUACACCAUUCUCUUCUCGCUCACCGAGCCGCUGCCAUCACUGGCCGCUGACUCCCCCCAGCAAAAUAUCCCGAUUUAUGCGGUUUUGUUGAACUUUACGCUGCAUGCUCUGACUCGACCCGAGGCGCUGACUCUUCGCUCUGCAUCGGCAUUCUGGAUUGCUCUGAUCGACCUCCGUGGUAGCUCCCUGGAAGAGACCACGGCGCUGGAUCAAGUGCUGGAGCACUUUGUUCCGCGACUUGGCGAGACUUUGAUUGGCCAGAUCGCCGGUCACUGCGCCCGGUCGGAUCUCGUCUCCCUCAACGAUGUUCUACGGCGCUUGAUAUUCAAGAAGAUGGCCCUUGCACGCCCGAGUAUCACUGCUGCACUCAGCGCCUUGGCCCUUCACACCAUUGAUGACACGGCCCACCCAGUCCCGCUUCUUUCCCCGCAGGACAAGUCUCGAUUUUUGGAGUCUCUGAUCGUUGCCCGAGGCGCCCGGCAGCCAUCCAUGGAGCUCGUCCGCGCCUUUUGGCUCAAAUGCCGAGGUAUGAGCUACGAUUAUGCCCAGUAG
Molecule: messenger RNA, 3183 nt
Organism: Penicillium canariense
Lineage: Eukaryota; Fungi; Ascomycota; Eurotiomycetes; Eurotiales; Aspergillaceae
Product: putative importin 13
Exons: 1
Coding region: 1-3183 (1060 amino acids)
Biological process (GO): protein import into nucleus
Cellular component (GO): cytoplasm; nuclear membrane
Source: RefSeq, a predicted model, not a curated record